Messenger RNA from Sesamum indicum (sesame), 863 nucleotides. RefSeq names its product Alpha-L RNA-binding motif/Ribosomal protein S4 family protein. Gene Ontology annotation, biological process: ribosomal small subunit biogenesis; rRNA processing. Lineage: Eukaryota; Viridiplantae; Streptophyta; Magnoliopsida; Lamiales; Pedaliaceae. Gene Ontology annotation, cellular component: Mpp10 complex; small-subunit processome. The record is from RefSeq and is a predicted model, not a curated record. Gene Ontology annotation, molecular function: snoRNA binding; rRNA binding.
ACAGCGCUAGUUGCUCUCUGCAUUCAGAUUCCGAAUUUCUAGGGUUUUAGUGUAAGGUUUUGUCCUGUAGAAGAUGAGGAAGCUGAAGUUUCAUGAGAAGAAGCUUUUAAAGAAAGUUAAUUUCUUGGAAUGGAAGAGAGAAGGGGGUCAGAGGGAGUCCCUAGUAAUUCAUCGCUAUCACGUUACCGGCAGAGACGACUACAAAAAGUAUUCGAGUUUGUGUAGAAUGGUGCAGAAGCUAGUGAACAUACUGAAACAGAUGGAUCCGAGAGACCCUUUUCGAAUUGAGAUGACUGAUGCACUUAUUGAAAAGCUGUACAACAUGGGGGUGAUACCAUCCCGAAAAAGUUUAGCUUUGUGUGAACGGUUGUCAGUAUCAUCCUUUUGCCGGCGUAGGCUUGCUACGGUCCUGGUGCGGCUGAAGUUUGCAGAACACUUGAAAGAAGCUGUUACAUAUAUCGAACAGGGUCAUAUUCGCGUAGGGCCAGAUACUGUUACUGACCCAGCAUUCCUCGUCACCAGGAAUAUGGAAGACUUUAUUACAUGGGUGGAUACCUCAAAGAUUAGGAGGAAGGUCUUAGAGUACAACGAGAAGUUGGAUGACUAUGAUGCCAUGAACUAACACUUCAAUGCUUUCUUGGGAUGGCUUUAUGGGUUCCUGUCUUGCAAGCAAGAUUUGUGGAUAGCAGUUCUGUAGAAUUUGAGAGUUCUUAUAUUUUUUACAUACUUUAUCCUUUAUCUUUUGUAUUUUUUUAUGAUAUUGCUUUGCCGGUAUCAAUACCUUAUUGGUAUCCACAUUUUUGUAUCAAUGCAACAAAUGUGAUCUCAAUUUUAUGCCAGUGCCUAUAGUAUUGUGCAUGGAA